Messenger RNA from Linum trigynum, 7299 nucleotides. The record is from the annotation of a GenBank genome assembly. NCBI's taxonomy places the organism in Eukaryota, Viridiplantae, Streptophyta, Magnoliopsida, Malpighiales, Linaceae.
AAUACCAACACUAUUUGUUAUGAGAACCAUCAAAUGAAAAACAAAUCAAUUCAAAUUAAUAAAAAAAUAUACAUUUUAAACACAUAAAAUGCAUGUGUACUCAUACAAGAAAUGGACUGGUUACAGAAAAUAUGUGGACCGGGCGAGUGGGCUUUUUUUUUUUGGUUGGUCCACUAUCCCUCUUUCUUUCUUUAAAGGUAUUUGCCAGCAUUUGCUCUUUGUUAUCCAUUUUGACAUUCUCAUUGGAUCCAUGUGUCAAGUGUGUACAGGUUGCCUAUGGCCUAGAAUAAACUAUUGUUUUAUUAGGAUGGAUAUUGAAUAGUCAUAUAGAGUCAAUGAAAACAUGCUUUCUCAAACAUUUGUCGUUUUAUGUUAACAAAUUAAUUUAGUUAUGUUUGAUGUUAUUUUAGAACAAUUUCUAUAAUUUUUGUAUAUUAGAUAUAUUAAUUCGCAAGUUUUGAUUUAAGGGGUCUCGGCAAAUGCGGGCGGAUCUACCGCAAGUUUGGUGCGCCCCCAUUAAUUACCUUUUCUUUUCCCUUGGUUUUUCGCCUGGCGAUUGGGCAAGCUCAUCCCUUCCAAUUGUGGUGCGGUUCCCAUGAGUCGUUCAGUCUCCAUUCCUUUUGCCCCUCCGAUCCGUCAAAUCUCUGGACUUUGGCCAAGAUGGAGCUAGCUGGAGAAUCGAAGAGCCAACGCCAAGCUUCCCCCUAUCUCUGCCGGAGUUUAUGGUAUUAGGGGUUUACUACAACAGUUCUACCAUUAGCCAUUAGGUGCAAUUCCGAAGUAAAUUCUCUGCGCGGCGUUUAAUCCACUUACCCCCUCCGACGAUCCUUGACGGCUGGCCAAGCUGGGUUCCGAGAUGGUCCUUUCCCGCCACACUUAUCGCCAAUCAUAUCAAGGAAUCCCCUUCUCCUUCUCCCAGAUCCCACAUUUUUCCAGGAUGGCGGCUAAUUGAGUUUGAGCGCCGCUAAAACUGAGGAUAUGGAUUCAACCACUCUGUACAUCACUAUGGAAUUGGCUUAACCAGACAAUGAGGGUAAGUUGUAUUCGUUGAUGAGAUCCAUUGCAUGCAGCCGACCAUCUUACUUGCGAUCGAGGAGGAUGAGGGUUGCAGGAGAUGGCGCUGCUGAAAGUAAACCCAAAUUAAAGAGGGACGCAGAGAGAAGCACUCAUGUCAUGUGUGAGAGUCUGGUGUCCAAGAAAAGAAUGUUCUCCCCGAUUUUGAUUGGGGUUGGAACCCGGUGAGAGAGACAUGAUGCAAGCUAGGGAAGGAGAUGGAAGUCAUGGAGCUGAAUUAAGUUUUUAUUUAUUGACACAUGUUAUUGAUCGAUCUUCGUUGCAUGUAUGUAAAGAGAUGGCAGGGGUUUAGGGUGAAGCAAUUACAUAUGGAAGGGAAGAAGGGAAGAAGGGAACUCAACGUACAAUGGAGAUUUGUAUGGCAAGAAAUAAAUUAAUUAGAUGAAGCAAUUAUAGAAUACAAUAAUCACACAUUGAGUCAGCAUUCUAUCGUAAUACAAUAGUCACACAAUCAGGCUUGCUCAAUAUUGUUUGACUUUGUUAUCAUUAUAUGAGUAAUAGUUGGAACAAAACGAUGGUCUAGGGUUCAAAUGUGAAUUACCUUGACAUUCCUAUAAAUUAAAUAUAAGAAUACAUGUUAAUUGAUUUUAAAGUAUAGUAUCCAUUACUUGAUAUAUUUAUCUAUAUCAAAAGAAGGAUCAAAAUUAGGUACUAUCCCCGUCGACGCAAUACUGCGGAUUAAUGGUAAAUUCUCAAUUAUUAUCCAAAAUAAUUUUUCUAUCAAAAGGCUAAACAAUCUAAAAUGUUAGUUUCAAUCUCUAAAGGCAUCUCACUCAAUUUAAGAAAAGAUCCAUCUAAAUUUUACAUGACUGAUAUAUGUGUUGACAACCCACCGCAACGCGCGGGCCAAUUAUCUCGUUGGGAUAAUUAGAGAGAAUAGGAGCAAAGCAAAAAAGAGGAUACGGUUUAUUAUGUAUUCUGUAGUUUCUCGUGGAGAAAUCAAUCAAACAAAAACAAAGUUAUUUCUCUAAAACCUAAAUCUAACUCGACCUCUUUCUCUCAGACAUUGAUCAUCUCUUUUUCUCCCAAAAGAAGCGUCGACCACUUCCUUGUUUCUUUCCGAAUUUCUUCAUCCCAAUCCCGAAAUUAUUCUACCUGAAAUCCCUCUUAAUUAUAUCUCUAACCUUUGAAGUCUUAUCGUUUUACUACAUGUGGUAUCAUAUCCCAAUUUCAAGAAUCUGAAUGAUCAACUUUGAGUUUGGGUUUCGAGAAUCGAGACCAUAGAUUUAUCCAUUAAAGGUUAGAUUAUAAUAUUAUACUUCAAAACCGGUUUAGUUCAUGUUCUAAAUAAAGGUAUCUUAGAAUACAUAAAUUAUCGUACAAUCAUUGUAUGAGUAUAGCCGUCUGACUCAUAUAUUUAUAUUAACAAAUUCAAAUACUAUCCAGCUAAUAAUUCGUUUGUAUCUUCUACAAUUGUUAAAAAAAAAAACAAAGGGAUAUUGUGUAUACGACUAGUGACUACACACCUAUCGUACGUGUACCAGAUGUACAAGUACCUAAUCUAGGAAGAGUCAAAUCUUCUUAUCAAUACAUAAUCUCAAAAUAUAAUCAAGUAGAGAUCAACAUAUAUAAAUAAAAUAUACCCCUUUUGCGAGAAGGUAACCGAGACUUGUCAAGGUGCAGUGGCACGCCGACCAUUCAUUUCUUUAAUAACACAGUCUAUCGAUCAUAAUGGCAAAUCCAUUUGCCAUUAGGAAAAGCCAAAGGAAAACCAUUAUACAAAAAAAAGUUGUCUUGUUUUUUUAAGAGAAAGUGAAGAGGACGGUUAGUAAUGGAAUUGGAUUCAGAUCUAUAAAAAUGAUGGAGUAGGUUAACUUCUUCUUCAUGUCUGCUGCCGGCAAGCUAAGUAAUUAAAGUUUGAAAGACGACGAAGCACCCACAACACGUUUUCUGAUCACUUUCUGUCUUCAGCUAGUUCUGAUUUAAUACUAGUUUAACAAAAUUUUACAAAGGGUGAUGAAAACACUUUAUAAAAGAGUUUUUGCGUAAAUUUAAUAUGAAUUCGUACAAUUUUUAGAAAUGAUAUGCAUGUUAUACAUGCAUGCAACAUGAUAGGUCGAUAAUAAGUGUCCAUAUACCUAGGCUAACGGUAAGAAUUAAGGUUUGGGAGUUGCAAAUCUAGGUUCGCUCCAAGCAAGGCCCAUUGGUGUUCCGAAAAGUAUGAGAGCUGAGAGCGAAACCUCAUUGGCGUCGAAUUGAUUGCAGGUGGCCUCCAGCUUUACUAGGCCCCGUUGUCACAAAGUGGCACACGGACCUGAGAUUCCUGGGUAACAAAAAAAAAGUGUCCAUAUAGCCCAAUUAAUAAAUCUGACAACGAAAACAAUAAAUCUUAUACCACUUAUCGGUAUCGAAUUGCUCCAUUACUACGAUAUUGUCGCUUAGUACCAAAACCCGCACGAAUUUACUUUUGGGUUCCUUUCCAAAAUUCCUCGUAUUAGUUGGGCUAUGUGGACACUUAUAUUCUUUCCCUCGUAUCUCCAAUUUGACAUUUGGGUUGUAGCAUAACAAUCCUCAACUCAAGAGAAGGACCAUGAACUUUGUGUCCUCUCUCAGCGAUUGUCUUGAUUCGCCAAACAGACACAUAUCUCCAUUAGAUCUGCUAGAUAUAUGCAAAUUUCCUUUGAUAUGCCAAAUAGACACAUAUCUCAAAUAUCCACUCGGUUUUCUAGAGGUCUUCCAGACAAACAUGAAUCUCCUUUAAUCCACCAAACAAACAAAGAUCUCAAAUCACGAGGUCAAUGAGGAUCCACCAAACUAUCGUUCACUGCCCUGGAUCCGAACGAGGCUCUAAUACCACUUCUCAACAUCGGGUGCCCCAUUAGUAUGAUGUUGUCCGGUCUACUUAUGAGUUCAUUCCAAAAUGCUCGUACUAAUUGGGUUAUAUGGAUGCUAAUAUACAAAGGUGCAUCCCUUUGUAUUUCCAGCCAGACUCGGAUACCACUUGUUGAACUGGCAGCUCCAUUAGUAUGAUAUUGUCAGCUUUUGGGCAAUCUGCAUGAAUUUACUUUUGGAUAUCAUCCCUAAAGGGUCUCGUACUAAUGAGUUUGGUGGACACUAAUAUACAAGGGUCUUUUUCCUUUUAUUGAUUUGAUACUUGGAUUGUCUCAGAACAAUCUAGGUAGCUCCAUUGCUACGAUAUUGUCUGCUAUGGACCAAGUUCACACGAAUUUACUUUUGAAUAUCCUCUCUUAAGACCUCAUACUAAUAGCGCUAGGUGGACACUAAUAUAUAAGAGUACAUACUCUUGUAUUUACGACGUGAUAGUGGAUUGUACCAUAACUGUUGAUAUGACUUGAAUCGGACUAUCAGCCGCUACGACUGGUAAUCGGGGGUCUCGCUUUUGGGCCUGGUCUGUAACCGUUUCCUUUGCCAGAUUGGAUUAGGUUUAGACCCACAUGGAUUAGGUUUAAUGUAAUUUGGGUUCAAUGUAAUUUGGGUUCGCGUUCUGGGCCUAGUCUGUAACCGUUUCCUUUGCCAUAUUGGAUUAGGUUUAGACCCACAUGGAGAAGUACUAUAUAUACUUCUCAUACUCCUCUGUAAUCUGUAAUCUCCUCGAUAUAGUGAAACUGGCUCUCUCUCGCCCGUGGACGUAGCUAACACACAUCGUGUUAGUGAACCACGUAAAUUGUGUGUCGUGUUUUCGAUUCUCGCUUUCGUAUUCUUGCUUUGUCGAUUCCUGCGAUUUCCCGAUCCGUAGAAGCGCGUUUAUAACAAGUGGUAUCAGAGCCGCGGCUGGAAAUCAGGCUAGGAUUUUUCGAUUCAGAAGAAUGACGUCGGUGAACAUGAAGAUCGAAAAGUUCACGGGGAAGAACAGCUUCGCUAUAUGGCAGAUCAAGAUGCAGGCUUUAUUAAAACAACAAGGGCUGUGGGGGCCGCUGUCUGCGAAACAGAAGAAGGCAGCGGUCGAUGACGAUGAGUGGAAUACCCUGGAGGAGAAGGCCCACUCGACCAUCAUGCUAUCGUUGUCUGAUGACGUCAUCAUUGAAGUCGCUGCUGAGAAGACUGCCGCGGGCUUGUGGUUGAAACUAGAGAGUCUGUACAUGACUAAGUCUCUAACCAACAAGCUGCAUCUCAAGCAACGGUUGUUCAGCUUGAGGAUGCAAGAAGGUACGCCUUUGAGGGAACAUCUCGAACAGCUUAACUCUAUUUUGCUGGAUCUGCGUAAUAUAGAUGUUCAAGUUGAUGACGAGGAUGCUGCCCUAAUCCUACUGGUUUCUUUGCCGAGUUCAUAUGAGAAUUUCGUUGAUUCUUUUAUUGCUGGUAAAGAAAGCGUGUCGUUGGAGGAUGUCAGGUCUGCUCUUUAUACGAGAGAGAUCAGACAUAAGGCGUCCGGAUCUGGUAAAGGUGGUGAGGCAUCGGGUUUGGCUGUUACAGGUGGAAAGGGAAAGAAGAAAUCUGGUAAAGGGAAUUCAAACAAGAAUUCCAAGGGUCCCGGUCUACAGCCAGGUGAUGCUUGCCAUAACUAUAAGGAAGUGGGGCAUUGGAAGUACAAUUGUCCCAAGAGAAGAGGGCAACAGAAGAAACAAGGUUCAGUUGCCGUGGCAGAAGUGGACAACAGCUCAGAAGACGAUCUCGCCUUGGCUGUAGAUGAGAAGGCACAUCGUGGGGAUGUGUGGUUUCUGGAUACUGCAGCCUCAUACCAUAUGUCUCCGAACAGGGAUUGCUUCACAACCUACGAGCAGAUAGAUGGUGGUAACGUGGUCAUGGCUAAUGGAGCUGUCUGCAAGGUUGUUGGAAUCGGGUCCAUAAAGGUUCGGACACAUGAUGGUUCGUUCUGUACCGUGAAUGAUGUCAGACAUGUUCCACGAAUGACAAAGAACCUGAUCUCCUUGAGUCUACUCGACAGCAAGGGUUUCAGUUUCAAAGGAAAAGGUGGAGUUGUGUAUGUCUGCAAAGGUUCAAGGAUGGUGCUGAAGGGCGUGAAGCGUGAGACCUUGUAUGCAUUACAAGGGUCUGUGUUGUCUGGUUCUGCUGCCGUUGCAUCGUCUCAGGUUCAUCAGGAAGAUAUGACCACUCUCUGGCACAUGAGACUGUGGCAUAUGAGUGAACGGGGGAUGCAAGUUCUGUCGAAGAGGGAUCUUCUUUGCGGGCACAUGAUGCAGAAUUUGGAAUUCUGCGAGCAUUGUGUGUUUGGGAAGCUACAUCGCAGCAAGUUUCCCAAGAAGGGUAUCCACCGGACAAAAGGGAUACUGGAUUACCUCCACUCCAACUGUUGGGGUCCUUCACGAGUUGAAUCCAUUGGAGGCAACAGGUAUUUUCUGUCUAUUAUUGAUGAUUAUUCGAGAUUUACUUGGAUUUUCAUGAUGAAGCAGAAAAGUGAAGCUUUCACGAAGUUCAAGCAGUGGAAGACAUUGGUGGAGAACCAGACCGGGAAGAAGAUCAAGAAGCUGCGAACGGACAAUGGUCUAGAGUUCUGUAAUUCUGAGUUCAACGAAUUCUGCAAGGAUGAAGGGAUUGCCCGUCAUCGGACUGUGAGAGAUACACCCCAGCAGAAUGGCGUUGCAGAAAGGAUGAACCAGUCAUUGUUGGAGAGGGCACGGUGCAUGCUCUCUAAUGCUGGACUAGAGAGAAGAUUCUGGGCAGAAGCAGUGAACAUGGCGUGCUUCCUGAUCAACCGUGGACCUCACACAAGUAUCGAGUUGAAGACUCCUUAUGAGGUGUGGUAUGGUAAGACUGCGGAUUACUCUUCACUGAAAGUUUUUGGGUGUCCUGUUUAUUAUCAUGUGGAUGAGGGUAAACUGAACCCAAGGGCAAAGAAGGGUGUUUUUGUGGGUUACGGAGAUGGAGUUAAGGGAUUUCGAGUCUGGUCACCUUCUGAGCAUCGAGUUAUACUCAGUAGAAAUGUGAUAUUUGAUGAGAAGUCUAUGUUUAACCCCAUGUUGAAGGUUACUGUUGUCGAAGGUAGCAGGAAUGUUGAUAAGCAGGUGGAGCUGCAAACUCUCAAUGAGAGUGAGUUUGAGCACCAAGGUGGAGAAGAUCAACAUGAUGAGGAUGUCUCUGCAGAGCCAGAAACUUCAGAGUCCAGUGCAUGAGCUCAAUAGUCUAUUGCUUCCGGUAGACCGAAGAGAGCGACUGCAGGAAUACCUCCACAGAGGUAUGGCUUCGAGGACAUGGUGGCGUAUUCAUUUCAGGUUGCUGAAGAAGUGGAUGCAGGAGAGCCACAGUCCUACAGAGAAGCAGUUUUGGGCGGUGAAGCUGAUCAGUGGCUUGCCGCAAUGGGAGAUG